Pomacea canaliculata is the source of this 1569-nucleotide messenger RNA. RefSeq lists its product as uncharacterized. Lineage: Eukaryota; Metazoa; Mollusca; Gastropoda; Architaenioglossa; Ampullariidae. The transcript is spliced from 5 exons. The coding region runs from base 209 to 1006 and encodes 265 amino acids. The record is from RefSeq and is a predicted model, not a curated record.
UGUGCAACAAAGCGAGGUUUUAAUUUAGGGUUUGGGGAGCAAAACGAGGCUAGAAGGUCUGGUGAGGCUUCGUGGUGUCAGGUUUUAGCUGGUAGGAUGAACCUCGUCACUAUUGUGCAAGCGCUGGGUGAAGACUUGGUGUCGCGUCCUCUCAGUCUUGUCCAGGACCGAGCCAGUAGCUCCUUAGAUAACCGGUGAACGUGUCGCCAUGAAAUCUCUCCUCUGCUACAUGCUUACUGCGCUGGUUGUCUCCGCGACGGCCUUUCCCUCUGGCAACAUGUCGGAGUGUGUAGACGAAAAGGCGUUGGAGGAGUGCUUUCUAGCCCUGCACCAGAGCGACCAGCGAAUUAUGGUGCAAAACGAGGAGGAUUCAGCGAACGGCUACCAGCAGUUUGAUCCCAUGAUGUUUGUUAUCACGGAAAGUGCCAGCAACCUGAUUUAUAUGUGCGAUGAGAUGGAUAAGGUUGUCUCGGCGAUGAACUGUAUAAAUGAAGCGAUAAACACUACGUGUCCACUAAAGACUCCACCCCACGACCCUGAACGGCUGAGAAAUGCUCUCACCUAUAUGUGUUCCAGGAAACAGGAUCUAGAUACUGUUUGCAUGAUAUCACACAGGACAAUGUUUGACAGCUGCAGGGUAGGAAUCAUGCAAAGUUUUCAGGAUGAAGCUUCUCAGAUUCCCAGGGAGACAGCACCUGUCUCGGGAAUAGAGUCACAAGAAGAACCAAUGGAAGAGCGAAUGUGCAUGGCCCAAUUCAUGAUGGCCAGAUGCAUGAACUCCUCUCUCCUCAAAGAGUGCCCAAACAACCCUGUGAAGACCGCAGAGAUCAUAGUGGAAAUGAUGAAGCGAGUGACUACAGAAGAAUGCGCUUCUCAAUGGAGCGCCUUCGCGCAGGCGCACAUGAUGGAUACAGGCGAUGAUCCUACUGCAGUUGCUACGAGCGUUUUGAUUGGCUGGACUUCAAUUCUGCUGCCAAUCAUUGCAGCGCUCUUACAUUUUGCUUGAGUUCGACAGUUACACAAGGUCUAAACAUAAUUUUAUUAUUAUUGUUCGUGCUCUUAUUAACCUAGACCUGUUAAUUGAGCGGCGAGCUCCAAAUUAUAGCUUUUUUGACUUACAGAAAAGUGUUGCUGACAAUCGUCAGAUUAGUCUUGUUUAGAAAAAUUUACUAACAUGGUUUGGAUGUAUAGAUUAAAUAAGCAAAGACAGACGACUUGAUUCAGUCUCAGUAAAAAUCUACCUAAGGGAAAAGAGAGAAACAUUAUGGACGAUUCUGUUCAUACAAUUUGUUUUAGACAAAGAAUAGAUCAGCAAAGCUUUGAAAAAAAAAAAGAAUUGAUAUAUGUUUAGUUUAUUCCUCGAGUAUCAUAUAUAGGGCCGCAUUGAUGUAUGUGCUUAUGCACAAUACUUCAAAGAAUUGUACAUGUAUUCUGAAAUCAACAUCUUUGAACUUAAACAUGAAGUGCUUGCCCUUUGUUUUUGUGGUCACUGUUUUUAAUUUUAAAAGUACGAAAAUUGUACUCCAGAUUUUAUCGUUAACGUCAAUAAAGUUUGUUUACAUUCAUAAA